Molecule: messenger RNA, 8732 nt
Organism: Topomyia yanbarensis
Lineage: Eukaryota; Metazoa; Arthropoda; Insecta; Diptera; Culicidae
Product: protein dopey-1 homolog
Exons: 11
Coding region: 578-8107 (2509 amino acids)
Biological process (GO): Golgi to endosome transport
Cellular component (GO): trans-Golgi network; endosome
Source: RefSeq, a predicted model, not a curated record
AAUAAAACGUCCACACAGUCAUCCGCACUUUCGAACCAUUCGAAGACAGAAGGAAAAACUCGGUGUUUUUCACUUUUUCCCUAGAGUAAAAUUGCGUGUUUCGGUCGAAAUUUACCGUCAAAGUGAUUGUGCGGUUCUCGAGAAUUCGAGUGAUACCAAAUUAACAAAGAAACGGCAAUGAAAGGUGCAGAAAUUUUGCGAUGAAGUGGUGAAAAUUUCAGAACAGUUUUUUUUUCUCUUGCAUCUACACAGACAAGGUUAACAAGCAAGCACAAAAAUAAGGAGAAGAAGAAUACAAAGUAUCGGAUUUUUUUUCGAUCAAGAACCGUACUGGCCUGCGCUGGCUCUUUUGGCCACCAAUCGUUAUUAUUUUAUUAUUGUUGCAGUGCGCGGUACCUCGGUGUACGGGGGCGAGUAAUAUAGCUUCGUAGCUGGUGCAGCUGAGGCGAGGUGUGCAUUGUGUUUUUGUUACAACAGCGUUCAGUGUUCUCUCAUCGGAGACACAGCGUGAAAUCAGUCACCAUUACUGAGUUGUCGACACACACCACCAGCGGCAUCGCCAUCAGCCAGCUCUGCCAUGGACACCGCAACGGGAUCCGGCUUGAUGGAGGAGUACGACUUGAUGAAGCAAUCCAAGUACCGGGUAUACAUGUCCAACAUCGACAAGACGCUGAAAAACUUUGAAUACUCGAGCGAGUGGGCCGAUCUGAUAUCGGCUCUCGGCAAGCUGAACAAGGUGAUCUCGUCGAACUCACAAUUUCAGAUCAUUCCCAGGCGAAUCAAAAUCUCGAAGCGGCUUGCGCAGUGUAUGCACCCGGCAUUACCCUCCGGGGUGCACUUGAAGGCUCUCGAAUCGUACGAUGUUAUAUUCAGUAACAUUGGAGUGGAUCGGUUGGCAUCGGAACUGUUCAUAUACAGUGCCGGUUUGUUUCCGCUGCUCGGCUAUUCAGCCAUGAAUGUACGACCGCCGCUGCUAUCAAUCUACGAGAAAUAUUUUGUUCCUUUAGGCGAAAAGCUACGGCCGGCUCUGAGCGGUUUUCUAAGCGGAGUAUUCCCCGGUCUGGAAUCGGGUCAAGAUCACUUCGAACGGACAAGUUCCUUGCUGGACAAAGUCUGUGAGGCCGUCAAACCUGAAUGUUUCUACACAUGCCUGUGGGAAUGUAUCGUCACUAAUGCCUCGGUACGCUUACCGGCCAUCACCUACGUGUUGGAUCACUUCGACAAGAAACGAUCCUGUGUCGAUCAGAAAGAACUGAUGGGUGGUAGCGUCGAGCUUUUGGUCACUGGGUUAUGCAGCUGCCUGAAUGAUUCGGUAAUCCUAGUGCAACGAAACACGUUGGAGUUUUUGCUGCUAGCAUUUCCCCUGCACGCAAUGAUUUUGUGCAAAAGAGACGUUAUUAAACAGGUGAAAACAGCACUGAACACAAUUCUAAGAAGAGAUAUGUCUCUGAAUCGACGACUGUAUUCGUGGCUCCUGGGAGCUGAUACAAGCCUGGGCAAACAUCUGGAAGACAUCGGUCACGAUGGAGAAACGUCCGAUCCGAACAGCUACUUCGAAGCCCACUCGAAAGAGGUCCUUAUCAGUGCUUACAAACUGAUCCUCAAGGCCAGCGUUGCCUCUAAUCCAGUCGAUCUGAGUCCCUACCGAAUAUUGAUCUCCCUACUGGAUAAAGCGGAAAUCGGUCAGCGAAUCCUGGAUGACGUCUUGUGCGACAUCAUUCGGACGAUUUCGCUGUGCAACGGCAAUCUGGAGGUGCAGAAAUCCGCCAAUCUAUUAUUCUCCACCUUCGAUCCGUCCUACAUCUGGAACUAUAUGACUACCCUGUACCGGGAUGGUGCCGUGAAAAAGCACAACCAAAAGCGACCUUCAAGCGGUGGUGGUCUUAGCAGUGCCAACAUCCGGGAGCACGUAAGAAUCGAUUCCGGUCCGCCGGGAACGAUCGAGGUGUGCUUCUUGACCGAGUUCCUACUGGAGACCCUAUCGCUUGAGAUGUAUAACGAAACGACCCGAGUUUAUCUGCCGAAAUUCUUGCUAUCGCUGAUUCGGAUGCUCACGGUGUAUUCGGAGAACAUGAACGCGAACGAGGUGGCGGCAUCGCUGAAGCUGUGCGUCAAAAUUGUCGCUAAGGUGCAACCGAUGAUCAUGUCCGAAAAGGUACUGGACCUCUCGAUCAGCACCCGCAGCAACAGCGUCACCCCGGAGGGACAGGAAGCCAAGGAAACGGUCGCCCUGGAGAAAAGCAACUCCGACUCGAAAAUCCACGAAAGUUCCCUGCAGGUUAACGACAGUUCCUUUGCGCGAUCCAACUCCAGCCAGGGGCUGAACAAGAAGAGCAAGUAUAGUAAAAAGUCGAAAAAAUCCAAAUCCUACACCAAAUUGAGCGAGCUGGAUCAGUCGAUUAGAGGUUCGAAUGCGAACGUGAUUGAAAAUGGAUCUCCCGGUGCAACAAUUGCAACGGCGAGUUCGACGCCGAAUCUGAAGAAUGAUGACAGUAAUGCUAGUAGCGCGGGAGGGGAAUCGAGUCAGGAGGAACGGCACAGUAUGAGCAGUAUUGGCGAGGAUGGUCAGUUGGAUGUUGUGAUAAAGCUACCAACGCAGCAAGUCCCGACGCGAAAGCCUUCUGGGUCGACUUCAGCACAGCUCCCGGAUUGUCCGAUACUGGAAAAAUGCAUCAAACAGUACGUGUUGUUCUACGAACUGUACGUUUGUAGGCAAAUAUUCGACGUAGUUUCAUCUGCGGGGAGCUCGGGGUCCUCGUCGGAACAGGUUAGCUUGCAGGGAAAUUUGUUCAUCAAUUCCGGGGAUACUAAGAGCUUGCUGAAUGAUGAUGUGUUUGUAAUUAAUACGUUACUGCCGGAAUUGGAGGAUACGUUCCGGGCACUGCAGAUUGAUGGGAUGUCGGAUAGUAGGAAAUUGAAAGCGAUUUUAGCAAAAUCGAUGGACUUACGACGGGACUGUGAACAGUGGAAUAGUACAGAAACUGGCCCGGAGCGAAAUUGUUUUGAAAUUGAACGACUUGUGGAAGGUAAUGAGAAGUUAAAACGACUACUCUCUGUUCGUGUAUCGGAAUCUUUGCGCAGUGCGUUGAAACUUGCGUGUAACGUUUUGACAGAGAUGUCUUCGUUUCCUAGUUAUGGAAGUGAUUGUGGUUUAAGUGAACGCUGUAACGACAUACCUGGAUGGUUGAAGGCGCUGACCAUUCUAACAUCGUUCAUUGGAGAUCUAGAUACUCAGCUCUCGGCAGCUCAGACUUUGAUCGACAUGGUUAGUUUGAUCCGAACGAAUGGUCGUAAACCGAAAUCGAGCAGUUCGGGUACCACGUUCGUCAUGAUGAUGCCCCUACUGAAGCUGUCCCAUGUGACGUACCUUGAGAGAAAGACCAGGGUCUUUCAGGUUUUGACGACCAUGCUGUGGAAUCAUUUGGAUGCAAGUCGUUCGGAAGCCAGGAAUAUCAGUGUCCUGCUUUACCGAAUCCAUAGCUGUUUGGAUACAAAAUUUACCGAGAAUGUGAUAAUCAGCAAAAUGCUCGUUGCCCCACGGAAACCCAUCUCAACCGAUCAUCGAAGUUUACACGUUUAUUGGUCCAUUCCGACGCUUUCAACAACGGAACUGAAAAUUGAUCCGAUGGGUUUUCGUCGGUUCCAGCUGCUGUGGAAACUUGGCCGGGAUACCCACCACGGAAAGGAAUUCGAGAAACUUUUGUUUAUGGUACUGGAUACUCUGACGCUUCCGGAUAACCUUUCGAUUCAAAUAUUUGUAUCGAAAUGGCUCCAGGAAGCUCUGGUACGUGGUGAUAUGGGACGAAUAUUGAAGCCGUUGUUGAAAAUUCUGCUGAACGAGAGCACCAAACGGAUGAGUAUCGUGUACACAAAGCGCUACCGGCAGGACAACGAUACCGGGAGUGAAUGGGAAAAGGAUCUUGUCGCAGACGGAGAUACGUUUCUGGAUAAGGAGUGUUUUGCUGUCAGCUCAGAGGAUGGAUAUAUUCGUUACCACAUGGAUAAUGUGCUGAGUAAAAAGCGGAGCCCGAUUCGAACGAUUCAGAAGAAGAUUUUCGGGGUGUCAAUUUUAUCCAAAUCCAAUAGUAAUCAGGUAUCCAAUUAUAUCACCAACGAUAGUUCGAAGGAGGUGGCUACAGGCGCUGCAGCGGCGGGGGACGAUUAUUCUAAGAUAUCGCUAAUAAUUAAUCCGUUGGAGUCGGAAUUGAACGGAAAGACUUCACCCGGUAGAGAAAUGCGUAAUCGGUCAAAUUCGACGGGAUUGAUCGAGUGUGAGCAAAGUGUUGGAUUGGAAACUGGGUCACUACCGAACGGAGUGGACAAGAAGGAGUUCCAUAGAUCAACUUCGGAUAUUGACGAAUCAAGCGAUGGAGAUUUUGAGAGGAAAAAGGGGCGAUUGAGCGGAGGAAGCUAUAGUAGGUCAACAACGGCUACGGAUUUCUACGACUCGGAAACUAUCAAACGGUACAUCGAGGAUGGCCCGAUCGUUGAUUUUGUUAGCAAAUCUGGGGAUCGGUUCAAAAAUCGUAAAACUUAUCUGAUAUCAUCUAGCGGUGCCAGACUGGCAGAUGACGAGGGCUUUGUUUCAUCAAUUUCGGAUAGGAAUCUCAACUAUUCCUUUAUUUCAAGCUCGUCAUCCGCCACUGUAACCGGAAAUGACGCCGGAAUCGUCUUUGAGCUAGGUCCGGAUGAGCCUACAGUUCCUGGUACGUCGGAAACGCCCUCUAGUGGUAGUGCUUUCGGUGGGGGAUCCCAACGAAGCAGCAGUACCAGUAAGGACAGCAGCAAGAGCAAGGAUAAUGAACCAUUCAGCUUAGGACGGCGAAAAAGUUGGAGGCAUUCUUCGAAACUGCACCCUUUCCAGUCCCAUUUUCUGAUUUAUGAGUCAAUAUUCAACACUAAGCAGAUCCUGUACACAUUGGAAACACUAAAAAACAUCUUGGCAAACGAUAGUAGAUUUUUCUUGUGCCUCUCGGUGACGACUUCAGUUUCGAGUAGCCAAAUCCGGACAUUACUGAUUCGGCACCGGAGGAAUAUCUUUGGUAAGGGAUUUUCCGAUGGACACGAUGAAGCGGAGUAUCAGGGUUUGUACAGAGGCUGCAUGUAUUUGGAGGUGAUUGUAACCAUUCUGCUUUACUACACUCGAAGCUUUUACCAGAAGGACGAAGAACAGAAGGCGCAGCCUUCGAGAGACGACAUCAACGGGAAUUCAAAGAUUCAGUUAGAGUGUAUAAAGUUGAUGACGAAAAUAUUUUCGGAACUGCUGUCUACUGUGAAAGACGUCGGUAAAAAUUUGGCCAACUACAUCGCUGAUCUAAUGGAAAAGUGUAAAGUUCAGAAGAUUUUGCUCUACUGCUUGACUUCAUCGGUUAACUACUUCACGACCCCCCAGUCCUACACGUACACGGAUGAGAUCCUGGCCUUCAAUGACCCAGAAAACACCCGUCUCAAUGCGGAAGCAUACCAAAUUGAGCUACUGAAACUACUGCUGGCAGUAAUCAAACUGGAGCAUGAGAUCAUGGUGCAAAGAAACGACGAGCGAUUCAUCGAAGGUAUCAAGAACGUUCUAUCGAGCAACUCCCCUACGCGACCAGCGCCAGAAAACAAGCGAAUCUACAAGUACAUUCCAAAUCAGCUGGUCAGCCAGCAACCAAUGUUCCUUUCGGCAGUUCUCUCCGCUCUGCAUGCGGAAAAACUUAAACCCAUUCACAAAAAUUGGACCGACAUGAUCACCUCCUGCCUAACCUGCCUGCCAUUGAACAAUCUGACCAACAUCGUCAUCAGCAUCAUUCAUCAACUGUGCGCUAAUCUGGACCGAAUCACAAAACGAGACCGAAUAUACAACCAGUGUACGGAUUACAUCGUCGCCCAGCUGGAAGCCAUCACAGUAUUGUCGCACUACUGUUUGCUAGACAGCACCCAGCAAAUUUCCCUAGCUAACGUCUUCAGUGCUUCAAACAGUACGACCUCGUCAGCGACCAAUUCCGGUCAGCUCAUUAACAGUAUAGUCAACGUGUUUCUCUCUUCGUCGCUUCUGAGUGGAAAUCAGGUCAAAAACAGCCAUCAGGAAGUAGCGAAGACAGCGAUUCUCAGUCACCUACCGCGAAUAAUCAUCACCAUUGCAACGCUUUGGGAAACAAGUAUUAGCGAAUUUCGCCACGUCAAACACCAGCUGUUGGAAUUUCUCAGUCCAAUCUCCUUGCACUACGGAACAAACUUCCUAACCGCAAUCUCUGUCGCGUGGUAUGAACGAAGCAGCGAUUCAUCGCCCAACAGCGUUCCAUCAAGUGCGGAUGGCAACCCAACGGACAUGAACAACGAAGCUGACUUCUUCUACCUUAUGUCCAAAGCUCUCCCGCCUGCUUGCGACAAUCAACUUCUACUGGUGAAACUAAUCUCCGGCAUCCGCAUCAUGUCGGUCGAUUCCUUCAUCCAAACCAUGCAUCAGGUGAUCAAAUCACCACCGCAGAUCUAUCAACCACCGGUCGGACUGAACCUCUCUGUAAGUGCUCUCGAAUUACUCUUUUUCUACCUGAAAAGUGUCGCCCAAACGCAAUUCAACGACUGCUGGAGCUCACUGUACGCCCUGCUGAAGGACUGUCUCAGCCUGCAAAUCCCGGCCCAGUUUGUGGCUCUUUCGAUCCUGAACGAGUUCGUCCAGCGCUGUCCCAACAUCCCGUUCAGUGACAAGAAGGAUUUGCGCGAUCUGCACGAUGUUACCUCGCGCCUUGUGGAAGCCAUCUCCAACGUGGCCGGUUCGUGCUUGGAGCAGACCACCUGGCUGCGGCGUAAUCUCUCCGUCAAAGAGGAAUUCAGCUCGAUCGAGAACACCAAGGACGGGCUGCUGAUGCCGUCGAAUCAGCACUACUCCAUUCAGGCGCAAUCGAUCCUAGCCGCCAUCCUUGCCCCACUACUGGAUGUUGCCUUUAGCUCGCAGGAGAAGGACAAAGUGAACACAAUCGUGACCGGCGUUAUGUACAACAUUGUGCCUUAUUUGAAAACCCACACCGUGAAGAACAUUCCGACGUUUCACGCGUGCUCCAACUUGCUGGCGAGUUUGAGUACUUAUCAGUACACUCGAAAGGCGUGGCGAAAAGAUGCUCUAGAUUUACUGCUGGAUGGAGCUUUCUUUCAGUUCGAUAGCCGCUGUUUGCCGUACUGGAAAACUAUUCUCGAUAGUUUGAUGACCUGUGAUAAUACCACUUUUAGAGAUCUUAUGAAUCGCUUGCCACUAGCACAAACUGGAACGUUGAACAUAUUCACCUCCAAAGAGCAGGAGUACGAGCAGAGGGCACUGCUACUGAAACGGUUAGCCUUCGUCAUCUUUUGCAGCGAGUCAGAUCAAUAUCAUAAAUAUAUGCCAGAAAUUCAAGAACAACUUGCCAACAGCCUGCGACUACCACAGGUUGUACCGUUGAUCCAGUCGGCAGUAUUUCUAUGCUUCCGAGUGUUGUUACUGCGAAUGUCCGCCGAUAAUGUGACCAGUCUGUGGCCGAUCAUUAUUGCUGAAAUGGUGCAGGUGUUCCUUUCAAUCGAGCAGGAACUCAUGACGGAUACCGAAGAGUUCAGAUCGCAAUCGAGUCAACACAUCCGCAUGCUUUCGGGAUUGGACACCGCUUGGGUGACGAAUACAAACAACGGACUGUACUCGUAUGGGCAUCCCCACUGGCGGAUGGUUCAGCUGGAAACGGCCAAACUACUGGAACUGGGAUGUGUACUACCGGCCACCGUUUUACCGCACUUUCAGAUGUAUCGGUGGGCAUUCGUAAGCAGUCAAAAUGAGAUAUUUCUUAAAUCUGGCGGCCCGGAUGAUUCUAAAAGCGUUGCAUUCAUCCCGCACGUCACUCGAAUUUCGCAGCUGAUGGACUUUCGAUAUACAUCUCACUCACCGAAACCUCAGACCACGAAGGGAAGCCACAUCAUGCUGACCUGUCAGUCCAUCAACACGCUGCAGGAUUUGUACAGCUUUUUCUCAACGCUAUCCAUGCGGUGGCCGUCGCACAUUUCCUACACGGCCGACACCGAGAAGGACACCAAGAGCUGCCUGGAGGAGAUCGAGAAUGUGCUGGCGUUAGAUUUCCUCGAGAAGAUGCCGGCGACCAAGUAGGUCUCUGGUCAUUAAAUUUAGUACGUCCAGUUUUCUAUUUCCGUGACACAGUGGUUCAGAUGUUACUAGCUAGCAGGCGGAUCGAACGAAGCAGUAUCGGUUGGUUAGACCGAUGAACCACACUAACCUACGCUACCUGUAAAUAUUAGACUUAUUUUUUUUUAGGAACGGAUAUUUAAUUCGGCUUGUGAUUAUUGUUAAUAUGUUUAUCUGGCCUUUCGGUGCCGCUUUGAUUGUGUACAGAAAUUAUACAAAAGUAAUAUUAUUUAUUCUAAAUUAGAUAAGGCAGUAGUAGGGCAGAAAGAACACGAUAAUAAAAUUUAUUGUGACAAAAAGCGGUUCUCUUCCAAAGUGAAACGACAAAAAGUGAUAGGAUACAAAUCGGGGUAAAGCAUACAUAACGUACAGACACAAAAUGUGACCGUGAGCGACAGCGGAUGUGCGCUUGUCGCUUAUUUUACAGUUACAGGUGCUUCUUCGAGUCUAAUCGAGCGCGAUAUGCGAUAUAAAAACAAAAAAUAGCAGUGCAUAUAUUAUUUAUAACUUAACAAAGGAUCUAGUGAAUGUGUACUAAGUGAAAAUUUUAAUUAUCUAAUAAAAAGUUGCAUAAUUGUUUUAAAAAAUA